UGCGGGCCGGGGCCGCGGCGAUGCUGGAGGAGGCGAGCGAGGUGCUGGAGUCGGUGCUCAAGGCCUCGUGCCUCCCGCUCAGCGUCCUGCUCUUCGUGCCCGCCGUGCUCCUGCUCCUGGGGCCGCCGCCCGCCGCCGAGGCGGCGCACGAGUUCACGGUCUACCGCAUGCAGCAGUAUGAGCUGGGCGGGCAGCCCUACGGCACCAGGAGCGCCGUGCUGAACACGGAGGCGCGCACCGUGGAAGCGGACGUGCUGAGCCGCCGCUGCGUCAUGAUGCGCCUGGUGGACUUCUCCUACGAGCAGUACCAGAAGGCUCUGCGCCAGUCAGCCGGCGCCGUGGUGAUCAUCCUGCCACGAUCCAUCUCCUCUGUCCCCCAGGAUGUCGUGCGGCAAUUCAUGGAGAUAGAGCCAGAAAUGCUCGCUAUGGAAACCAUUGUGCCAGUCUACUUUGCAGUGGAAGACGAGGAGCUGCUGUCUAUCUAUGAACAAACACGGGCUGCUUCUGCAUCACAGGGUUCUGCCUCAGCUGCAGAAGUUCUGCUGCACACAGCAACUGCCAACGGCUUCCAGAUGGUGACCAGUGGGGCUCAAAGCAAAGCCAUCAAUGACUGGCUCAUCCCCAGUGUGGAGGGAAGGCUGACAGGGCUGGGUGGAGAAGACCUGCCCACUGUUGUGAUCGUUGCCCACUAUGAUUCCUUUGGAGUGGCUCCAUGGCUGUCCCACGGGGCUGACUCCAACGGCAGUGGAAUCUCAGUGCUGCUGGAACUGGCCAGGCUGUUCUCUCGCCUCUACACCUACAGAAGGACCCAUGCUGGGUAUAACUUGCUGUUCUUUGCCUCUGGAGGUGGCAAGUUUAAUUAUCAAGGAACUAAGCGGUGGCUGGAGGACAAUUUGGACCACACUGAUUCCAGCCUGCUGCAGGACAAUGUAGCAUUUGUUCUCUGCCUUGACACUCUGGGCAGAGGCAACAGCCUUCAUCUUCAUGUCUCCAAGCCUCCCAAGGAGGGCACCUUGCAGCAUGCAUUUCUGAGAGAACUGGAGAUGGUCGUUGCCAGCCAGUUCCCAGAGGUGAAGUUUUCCAUGGUGCACAAGAAGAUCAACCUGGCUGAGGACAUGCUGGCGUGGGAGCACGAGCGGUUCGCGAUCCGGCGCUUGCCGGCGUUCACCAUCUCCCACCUGGAGAGCCACCGGGACAGCCUGCGCAACAGCAUCAUGGACAGGAGGGCACGAAUAGACACUAAAGCACUGACCAGGAAUACUCAGAUCAUUGCUGAAGCUUUGACAAGGGUCAUCUACAAUCUAACAGAAAAGGGAGCACCUGCAGAUAUGCAGAUCUUCACAGAUCAGAUGCAAAUCCAGCAGGAGCAACUGGAGUCGGUGAUGGACUGGCUGAGCAGUCAGCCCAGGGCUGCCCAGCUGAUUGAUAAAGACAGCACCUUCCUCAACACCUUAGAAUAUUACAUGGGACGCUACCUGAAGGAUGUCAAGCAGCAUCACGUGAAGGCAGACAAACGGGACCCCGAGUUUGUUUUCUAUGACCAGCUGAAGCAGGUGAUGAAUGCAUACAGGGUCAAGCCAGCAAUCUUUGACCUGCUCCUGGCUGUCUGUAUUGCUGCCUACCUUGGCGUUGCCUAUGUUGCAGUGCAGCACUUUGGUCUCCUUUACAAGAUGAUACAGAGAUUAUCCCUUAAAACCAAGCAGCAGUGAAGCACCAAGUCCCCCCACCCAGCAGCACUGAGCCAUCGUGAAGAGGUUUGAUGGAUAGAUUUGUCAGAGAACUAUUUGCUCAAAAAAAAAAAAAAAAAAAAAAGGAAUCUCCUUGCAUUAUUUGGAGGAAUAGACACCUCUACAAAACGGGAGAAAAUCGAUGUCUUUAAAAGCUUCAUCCUGUCUAGUCGAAAGUCAAAUAGUAUGACAGAAAACAUUUACACACUCCAAGCAUGAUUCCAGCACCUUGAGGUGAGCAAAUUCCUGUUUAUUCUAAACGUUUGUGCUCAUGUGAAGCAAUUAAAAGUUUCUAUGCAAAA
Molecule: messenger RNA, 2029 nt
Organism: Hirundo rustica (Barn swallow)
Lineage: Eukaryota; Metazoa; Chordata; Aves; Passeriformes; Hirundinidae
Gene: NCLN
Product: nicalin
Exons: 16
Coding region: 21-1709 (562 amino acids)
Biological process (GO): regulation of signal transduction
Cellular component (GO): endoplasmic reticulum membrane
Source: RefSeq, a predicted model, not a curated record